CAGUGUAAUACAGUAAACCCACCACCGUUCCCAUAAGUUCAUGAUUACCGAAAACAAUUCAUUAAUUUACUCAGUGAAUAGAAUGACAAGAAAACUUAAAAGUUUCAUCGUAAUAAUCCUGUGAAAAAAGCAUAAAAAUAAAACACUAAAAAAAUGUAUGGGAAUGCGGUGUGGGUUCAGCCGAUAGUAAUGAACUCUGUUAUGUAUUCUGAAUUCAUGCGAAUGCAUACAACGUCUAUAUUUGCUAAAAUGUUAUUGCUCUCCUAAUAACGCCAAUGAUGGCUCAACCUACAAUCUCAAUUUAUGCAAGGUUGUUAGGUUAUCCGUACAUUAUCGCGAAUUGGAACGAACCAAAUGAAGUUAAGACAAAAAAGCCCCGAAAGUGAACAAAAAAAAGGUUUUUUUUCUGAACAAUUAAUUUGCUUCUUCGCUGAUUCAGACCGCUAGACUUUGUCGUUUUCAAUAUAUUUACAAUACGAAUCAAACAAAAAAACUUCUUCUGAAUUAUGAAGUAAUAUUUUUAUGCAUAAUUAUUACAUUGUUGUCUAAUGUGUGUGCAAUUAGUGUCUGUUAUGUGUGCCAACUAAAAAUACACUUAAUGCCGUUAAAUGGCAGUGAAAGUAUAUUGUUUUGCUGAGCUGUUGUACGAAAAAAAAAAAAAUUUUAUUCAGUUCGUCCAUCAGUAAAAAGAGUGAAGAUUUUAUUUCAGUUCGUGAAUAUAUUUGGAGCAUUAAUUGAACGAACAAAAAGUGAAGAGGUAACUGUUGAAAUAUUACGGAUUAUAUGUUUUAAAAGAGAAAAGGGAACAAAACAUUAUACGUUGGUUUCAAGCAAUUAAUUAUUUUCUAAUUCAUAAAACAACAACAAUUGAGACAAUUGCUACUUGUGCAGAUGCAUUCAUUCAUAAAUUAAAUCAACGAAUUGUAACCGUAGAUACAUAACAAAACCAAACGAACAAAAAAUAACAAAAAAGAAAUUACAAAAUUAAUAUAAUUAAUUAACCAGUGGUUUUUGUAGAGAGCGCAUACAAAUUCUAUGAUCAAAUACAAAAUGUACAAGUGAGUGCGUUGCACUACCACAAACAUUUUUUAAACAAAAAAAAAAAAAAUUACAACUAAAGUAACAUUAACAGUGAACUACUUGAAAAUUAAUAUUUUAUUUUGUGCUAUAAUUGCGUUGGCGUUACAUGUUAUCAGUGCAUAUAAUUGUGAAUUUUAUGCCAUUUUAUCAAACGACAUAAAUAGGAUUGGACAUGAAAGUGGUGUACUUUGUAAUACCAACGAAAAUGAGGAGAAACCUGAAAGUAGUGAUAUUCCUGUCAAUUUCAUGGAUGUUCUUUAUGGUGUAUUACUUCCAGUCCGGCACAACCAAGAUGGAAAACAGAGCACUUAGACUAAGAGAAACAUUUACUGCAGCGCAACUAAUUGAAGACUUAUCACCAUCAACUUCACCUUCACACCAACUCGCACCGAUACCUAAUGUUCCCGAUUCAUCACCACGAAUGACCUUUGAUUAUUUCGAUGAAAUUGGCUAUGUUCAACGCGGCAGCUUAAGAGCCGGCGAAGAUCCAUACGUUAGAAAUAGAUUUAAUCAGCAAGCCAGCGAUGCAUUGCCGAGUAAUCGAAAUAUUCCGGAUACUAGGAAUGCAAUGUGCCGAAAAAAGAAGUGGCGGAAAGAUCUGCCACCGUCGAGUGUUAUAAUUACAUUCCACAAUGAAGCAAGGUCAACGUUGCUAAGGACUAUAGUCAGCGUCUUGAAUCGAAGUCCUGAUCAUCUUAUAAAAGAAAUAAUUCUUGUAGAUGACUUCAGCGAUCAUCCCGAGGAUGGACUGGAGCUGGCGAAAAUAAACAAAGUCAAAGUUAUUCGUAACGACAAAAGAGAAGGAUUGGUACGGUCACGUGUGAAAGGUGCAAACAUUGCAACGGCUGAAGUCCUAACAUUCCUAGACAGCCAUUGCGAAUGCAAUGAAAACUGGCUGGAGCCUUUAUUAGAGCGUGUUGAUGAGGAUCCAACGAGGGUUGUGUGUCCGGUGAUAGAUGUAAUCAGCAUGGAUUCAUUUCAGUAUAUUGGUGCGUCAGCCGAUCUUAGAGGAGGUUUCGAUUGGAAUUUAGUCUUUAAGUGGGAAUAUCUAAGUCCACAAGAACGCGCUGCCCGACAAAAGGACCCAACAACGGCCAUUAGUACCCCCAUGAUAGCCGGUGGAUUGUUUGUAAUAAACAAAAAAUAUUUCGAAAAACUGGGAAAGUACGACAUGAAGAUGGAUGUCUGGGGCGGCGAAAACUUGGAAAUUUCGUUCCGUGUAUGGCAGUGCGGUGGCAGUCUGGAAAUAUUGCCGUGCAGUCGAGUUGGUCACGUUUUCCGUAAACGUCAUCCGUACACAUUCCCCGGGGGAAGUGGAAAUGUUUUUGCUAAAAAUACAAGACGAGCAGCCGAAGUAUGGAUGGAUGAGUACAAACAGUAUUACUAUGCGUCUGUACCGUUAGCGAAGAACAUUCCAUUCGGAAAUGUUGACGAUCGUCUGAAAUUGCGGGAGGAUCUACAGUGUAAACCAUUCAAAUGGUACUUGGAAAAUGUGUACCCUGAACUAGUGGUUCCUGAAAGUGCUCAGACUGGUACCAUACGACAAGGUGCAUACUGUAUGGACACCUUAGGCCAUUUAAUUGAUGGGACAGUUGGACUCUACCAAUGCCACGAGUCUGGUGGCAACCAGGAAUGGACUUAUACCAAAAAGGGCCAGGUCAAACAUUACGAUCUGUGCUUAACCGUCGUUAAAUUUGCGAAAGGCUCAACUGUUAUCAUUCGGCCGUGCGACGAUACCGAAAACCAAAUGUGGAAGCUACGUGACAGCGGUCUCAUACAGCAUGCCAAAAUGAACGUGUGCUUGGAUACUCGAUACGUCCAGCAGCGUGGCGUCACGGCCGAACGAUGUAAUUCUGGAAUUGAUUCGCAGAGAUGGCGAUUUGUACAAAAAUACUCGUGAAAGACUACUUCAGUUUAAGCGUUCUGUGAUCAUCGUUUUAUUUUGUUAUUAUUAUUGACUAGGCGAGCGAAAUUGCGGUUUCGAUCUAAUUCUUGGAGGUUUUUGAAAUUUAAAUAGAAAGGAGAACUUGUGUCAGGCGGUCAGAAGCUUUGAACUCCACUGAGGGGUACAAUGAAUUCCAAAGUAUAUUGGCAACGAAAAGACUAAAACGACAUCUAAUAACUAAUGUUUCGAAUGACGGUACACUUUCUUGGCGGUAUUAAUCAAUUGCUAACCUUCUGCAGACACCGAUGACAAAAUUCUGUUUAUUGCAGUCUUAUACGCGUGUGCAAAUGAUGUGAAGCCUUGGUAUCCAGUAUACCUGGAAUUUGUUUGCUGCAAAACCGGAUACCGAGAAAUAUUUCGGGUUCAGCUGGAAUAAAUAAUGAAAAGGGGAAAAGGAAAAUGACUUGAAAUCGGGAAAUGACCGGAAAUUGGUAAAUAACAAGAAAUCGGAAAUGACCGGAAGUGGGAAAUUUCACUAAAAAUCGGGAAAUGAUAGGAAAUUGGGAAAUGACCAGAAUUUGGGAAAUGACACGAAAUAUGGAAUGAGCGGAAAUUGUUUUCCAGCGUUAUCGAUUAUGAUGAAAUGAUGCCAUAUAUGUGUUUGGGAACCUUAAAGAGGAUCUACGUAGGCAUAUGUUGGUUCAUUGGAAGUCGCAAAAGUUUUACCGGGAAAUUUGUUCGAAUUUUAGUGGAUACCGGGAGAAAACGGAUUUGGAUACCAGGAAGAAAACGUUGUUUGCACACGCGGUCUUAUAUAACACCUACAGGUUAAAAGUUGAAGUCAGUCAGUCAAGUAAAGCAUUGUAUCAGUCCGUUAUAAGUUCGUAGAUCAAAAGAUUCGAUAGAAUAUUAAUUGGUGAAUUGUUUGACGUCUGCUGCAGUGAUACUGUGUAAAAUAGGUUGUGCGAUUAGAUAUCUUUGUCCAAAGUUUCGAUACAGCUUGUCCCGAUAGAUAUCUACGAAAAGCAAAACGUAUUUCACUUCUGAACCACUUCUAAGGCGUAAACUUUAUAAGGAUAACUUAUAUAGAUUAAAUAAAGCCAGAAUCAGGCUUGUUCUGCUGGUCAGUGGAUCGAUUCGGACGGAAUUAUUUAGAGAAAAAUUCUGCAGUUUGGUCCCAAAAAAUUCAAAAAGAUUCUAUAUAAAUUGGAACAGAGCCAGAACUAAACAGAAGUCAGUCGAAUCAAGCUCUGACUUCUAUUGACUGACUACACCGUAUUCCACGAUUCCAUAUAACACAUCUGUACAUCUGGUACAUUCCAUUUUAGCAUUUUUUUUUUUGUUCGUACAGUUUGAGGCAGUGAAAUUUCGGCAUAAAUUUCCUUCAGCUGUUUUUCAGCAAGCAAUCAAACCAAUUUUCAUGAUUUUUCCACUAAAGACUUAUAAACAGUUUUACUUGUUUGUGUGGAUCAGCUGAAAAACAGCUGAAGCAAAUUCAUGGUGAAAUUUCACUGUCUCUGACUGUACUUUUGACGUGACAAUUUACUGGCAGACCAAUUUUUGAAGAAUACUUGCUCACACUUUAUAUAUAUAGUUGGGACAAUGAAACAAUUAUACCGAACACAAUUAACCGCAUAGCUGUACCAAAAUGUUUAUAAAUUUUGUAUUAUUAACCUUUUUGAAACUGCAUGACAUAUUUGUAGUCGACGCAAGGCUUUAUGGUAAAAAAAGGACUGUGACGGUCGUUUCUGAUAGGGUUAAUAUUAAUAGUUUGGCGAUGAUAUAUGUUCGCCGCGUCACAGAACAUAAUUUGUAUUUUGAGAUGAUUUUGUGGUACUGCGAGUUGUGUUUGGAUGUCAGACAGGAAUUGUUUAAGAUUUUAUCAGUUGCACUCACAAAUGGACAGAGGAAUAUAUUUUCGGUAUUUUCAUGUUCUGAAUUUCCGAGAAAGUAUUGAGCACUGCCUCAUAGUCAGAGGCAUUGAAAUUUCAGCAUAAAUUUGCUUUAGUCAGUUGAUCCACACAUACAAUCAAAAAUGUACGAUUGAAGAUGUUGUCUUCAUGCGUGUGGUAGUAGUAAACCUGUAUAUAGACGUAACUGUUUUGAUUGUUUGUGUGGAUCAGAUGAAAAACAGAUGAAAGAAAUUAAUGCACAGAUUUCAUUGCCUCUAACUGUAAUUUGCUUCUAAAGAGCAAGUAGAUGGCUGCUAUGAAAUUCUUCCUAGAUUAGACGAGAACAUGCGUCAUGCUUCCUUUUGUUUAAAUAAAUGUGCUGCUGUGCUGUAAAUACGAAAAAAUGUAAAUAAAUAAGAGUCGAUCGAUGACUUAAUCUUUUAUGUUCGGGUUUGUUUUGAAAAAGUCUUACUUGUACGAACCCUGUCACUUUGCUGUGAGUUUUUUUUAUACAGUUGGUAGUGUCCUAUAAAUAAUUAGCACUAAAUCAUGAUUGCCAACGUUAUAAAACUUGAUUUAUAUACGUGAAAAAACUAAUGAUC
Molecule: messenger RNA, 5459 nt
Organism: Bradysia coprophila
Lineage: Eukaryota; Metazoa; Arthropoda; Insecta; Diptera; Sciaridae
Gene: Pgant2
Product: polypeptide N-acetylgalactosaminyltransferase 2
Biological process (GO): protein O-linked glycosylation
Cellular component (GO): Golgi apparatus
Molecular function (GO): polypeptide N-acetylgalactosaminyltransferase activity
Source: RefSeq, a predicted model, not a curated record